AACAGCCUGGGAGAGGUUGGUUGGAUGGUCGCGCAUAGCCUCAACAACGAGUCCCUAAGCCAUAUCGCUGCUCUGCCUGGAAAAGAUUCACAGCAUGAUCAAACCUUUCUCGCUCUUCGUCACAUACGGUCUAAAGGUCGCCACUGUGGAAGCUAGACAGCUUCAGAUUGCCGUGCAGUUGUAUGCGACAAUGAAGGAAACAUUGGUCGACAUCAUCUCGAUCAAGACCGAAAAGGGCAAUAUUCUCCAGUUGCCCGAAGACCACCGUAUCCGCAGUUGCGUUGAAGAGAUGAUGACAGUUGCCAAGAAGUUCAUAAUCGGAGUAGAGGAGAAAUUCGGAGAAACCUCCGACUACAAAGGUACACACACUAAGCGGCUCAUAAAGCAAUUCAGCGAAGUCUUCAACAGCGAGCACGAACCCUGGCUUCAGGAGCAACUUGACGAAUUCACUCGUAUGAGAAAGGCCUUUUCAGCGAAAGUCAAGGUAGCCACUUACUUGAAAGUCAGCGAAGUGCACACGGCGGUCCACGGGAUAGAUGCCAAGGCUUCGAUUAUCCAAGACGAUAUCGCAGCACUAGCAAAAGACUUCAAGGAUGUUGUCGAGGCCAGGGCUGUUGUUGAGCAUAUCAGCGCGAUGAUGGCGAAACCGAUCCCGGGCAUCGAUCACCAGAAGGCGCUAAUCGAUAAAUGUACUAAACGAAUGGAGAAGUACCCAGACCCUCUCGAGCUGCGCGACAAUCAAGGGCGACGGAUCAUCUACUGGGCGGCGCAUCACAAGCUGCCCGAAGUUUUCCGCUGGGCUCUGGAAGCCAGUGUCCCGCUUCUUCAGAAGGACGGCUUUGAUCUCUUCCCGGAGGACAUCCCGGAGAGUUCUUUCCUCCGGUUCACGUUGGAACCAGAGCUCCAAGUCACCUUCGCGACGAUCCUAAACCGACCGGAAAACCGGCCUCUUCUGGACGCUUGGCUCAGCGACCGAAGCUCAUAGCAUGGCUCUACACAAAACUCAGCACGCCACACUCAUACCACCAAGCGCCGCAAAAAGACCAAAUCGUUUUACAAUUCGCCACUAUUCUCAGGAAACUCAUGUACAAAGAGACCUUGGUCAAGGUUUUCAAAGCAGAGGACGCGUUGGGGUUGCUGCGUGAUCACGGCAAAGCAA
Molecule: messenger RNA, 1159 nt
Organism: Fimicolochytrium jonesii
Lineage: Eukaryota; Fungi; Chytridiomycota; Chytridiomycetes; Spizellomycetales; Powellomycetaceae
Exons: 4
Coding region: 95-985 (296 amino acids)
Source: RefSeq, a predicted model, not a curated record